This is a messenger RNA of Photinus pyralis (common eastern firefly), 1400 nucleotides long. Its product is annotated as probable medium-chain specific acyl-CoA dehydrogenase, mitochondrial. Gene Ontology annotation, molecular function: flavin adenine dinucleotide binding; medium-chain fatty acyl-CoA dehydrogenase activity. Gene Ontology annotation, biological process: fatty acid beta-oxidation; medium-chain fatty acid catabolic process. Lineage: Eukaryota; Metazoa; Arthropoda; Insecta; Coleoptera; Lampyridae. The record is from RefSeq and is a predicted model, not a curated record. Gene Ontology annotation, cellular component: mitochondrion. The coding region runs from base 169 to 1389 and encodes 406 amino acids. The transcript has 7 exons.
GUUUCCAACCCAAUUUUCUUUUUUUAUUUUAUUCAAUUGUUAUCAGAGGAUAAAUAUUAGCCAAUUCUGAUAGCAUGUAGUAGCUAUCAUAUGUUUUUAAAUGCUACAUAAUCUACACACAAUAAAGUGAACUUUACCCGGCCCCGUUCACCGCUGUCCACAUUUCCAAUGCUGCGAACUCCGAACUUUUCCAGGUCCAUUAUAAGACGGUUGUCGAGUAAUGGAUUUAAUUUCGCGCUGAACGACACUCAGAGGGAGUACCAGGAGUUGGCGAGAAAGUUUGCGAGGGAGGAUGUGAUGCCGAUAGCCGCUCAGUACGAUAGGAGCGGAGAGUUUCCGUGGCCCGUGUUUAAGAAGGCCUGGUCUUUGGGGCUGACAACUUCGGUUAUUCCGGAAAGCUUGGGUGGAUUGGGGCUGAACACGUUUGAUGACUGCCUAAUUACUGAAGAGUUGGCGUAUGGCUGUGCAGGUGUACAGCUUACCAUUUUUGGGGCUAAAUUGGGGCAACUGCCCGUAAUAAUCAGCGGCAACGAGUCCCAACAAAAGAAGUACUUGGGCAGAUUACUUGAGGAACCUUUAACGACGGCCUACGCCGUCACGGAACCGGGCGCCGGCUCGGACGUAAGCGGAGUAAAGACGAGCGCCGUUAAGAAAGGGGACGAGUGGAUUCUCAACGGACAAAAGCAGUGGAUAACCAACGGCGGCGUCGCGAAUUGGUAUUACGUGCUGGCGCGUACCGACCCGGACCCGAAGGCGCCGACGGGUAAGGCGUUUACCGGGUUUAUCGUCGAACGAGAUUGGCCCGGUGUUACACCGGGGAAGAAGGAGAUCAAUAUGGGACAGAGGGCGUCGAAUACUGCGUCCAUCACCUUUGAAGACGUUCGCGUACCAAAGGAGAACGUGCUGAUGGGCGAAGGUGCCGGAUUUAAAGUCAGCAUGAUGUUCUUUGACAAAUCACGCCCUCACGUGGCGGCGGCCGCAGUCGGACUGGCCCAAAGAUGCCUCGACGAAGCCUCCAAGUACGCGACCGAGCGCAAGACAUUCGGCGUACCAAUCGCGGGCCAUCAAGCGGUGGCGUUCAUGCUGGCCGAUAUGGCCAUUGGUAUCGAGCCGGCACGCUUGGCGUGGAUGAAGUCGGCCUGGUUAGCCGAUAACGGCAUUAACAACACCUACAUGGCGUCGAUCGCGAAGUGUUUGGCCGGCGACGUCGCGAACAAGUGCGCGAGCGACGCCGUACAGAUUUUCGGCGGGAACGGAUUUAAUUCCGAGUAUCCCGUCGAGAAGUUAAUGAGGGACGCGAAAAUCUUUCAAAUUUAUGAAGGCACAGCUCAAAUUCAACGGAUUGUUGUGUCGCGACACAUCAUUAAGGAGGCUAUGUCGAAUAAAUGAUUGAGUUUUUA